AUGACCUGCGACACCUUUGAGCCAUUUCAGCGCCUCCCCGCUGAGAUUCGGCGGAUGGUAUACGACUUUGCCACCCCCACUCGCUUCGUUCAUGUUCGAGAUCGUCGCGAGUCCGAGUCGGAUCUCGUCAAGCGGCUUGAGAAGGGACCGGAAGUCGUCACACUGCACCCAUCAGUGAGCUACUUUGCUCCUCACUGGCGCCACAUGAUUCCUUUUCAGUCAGACGAAGGAGACGAUUCCACCAGCCAGAUGAAAGUGCCAUCCUUCUGGCUACGGAGUCACCCUACAAUAGCGUGGCAGUUGAUGCGGAAAUACCAUCUCGUUAGCAAGGCGCCAAUUCCGGUAUUACUCCACACUUGCGUAGAAUCGCGUGCGGUGUUGAUGGAAAAGGGGUACCGCCUCGCAUUUGGAACACCAGACAGCGAACCACGGAUCUGGUUCAAUUUCGAGAAAGACGUGCUACAUCUCGAUGCUAAGGAUCGUAAGAUGUUAUGGAACGAUGACGAUAUUCUUGUUGGCAGCCAUUGGGGACUUCUCGUGCAAUUUGAUCCGAACGACCUGGUCCAAGUCCGACAACUGUCACUGGCUGGGGCUUAUCUCUUAGCCUAUACCCCGGACUCUUUCAACGUAUCGUCUGCAUUGAGGAUACACGAUGCCCUUCGACUAUUGCCUCAUAUCAAGAGCUUAUAUGUGGUUCAAAGGGCAGGUGGUAAAGCCGACGGAGACCGCACAGAUGGAACAUCCGCGCGUGAGCUUUGGGAGUGCGUUCCGUUUGAGGGAAUUGACAGUUUAUACCGCUCUUGGCGCCAGGAGCGUCUCGAUCUUGCUGAUACCUGCGUCCAUACUAGCAGAUGGAAGCCAAAUACGCCACCUCCCGAGAACGCUCAGUACAUUAAAGAACCGGCACAGAAUACUGUGGAGGUCUUGGAGAUCAUGAGAGACAAGGCACUUCGUCACCAGAAGCCAAAUGCGCCAUUCAUACCCUGGAACAUUCCAUCAGUGGAGAUUGUUCAUGUUCUCCCAAGCUCCAUAGCCGAAGAGUUACGCAAGAGUCGAGUCAGCCUGCGGGAAUACAUCAAAGCUCAACUUGAGGCGGCGGCGGAAGCGGCAGCGCGUCGUCGUGUGACCCGUUCAAUGACCCUUCAAAGUUGGCGGCGAACAGCGACGCCGCGCUGA
Messenger RNA from Anthostomella pinea, 1176 nucleotides. Lineage: Eukaryota; Fungi; Ascomycota; Sordariomycetes; Xylariales; Xylariaceae. The record is from the annotation of a GenBank genome assembly.